GUCGUACAAAACACCCGCCAUUUUUUGACAUUAGAAAUUCAAAUACGUAAACUCAGCUGAGAAACGUCUGUACCCUCUUAUAUGUUAUAUUUAUCGUACAUUGAAGAUGACUGGAUUACUGGACAGUUGUGAGGCUCAGUUCGGAACGAGAAACUUGUAUUUGGUGCUGAAAAUAAGGAAAGAAUCGACUCCUCAAGAAGUGAAGAGGGGCUACCACAGACUAUCACUCAGUGUGCAUCCAGAUAGAGUCCCAGAAGAUGAGAAAGAAGAGGCAACCAAAAAAUUCCAAACACUUGGCAAAAUUUACUCUAUACUGUCUGAUAAAGACAAGAGAGCCCUCUAUGAUGAAUCAGGUGAAAUUGAUGACGAAAAUGAUGUCCCCCAAGACAGAGACUGGUACGAUUACUGGAGACUAAUGUUUUCUAAGGUCUCUGUCAAAGACAUAGAAGAAUUUGAAGAAAAAUAUAAAGGAUCUGAUGAAGAAAAAGAUGAUCUGAAAGCUGCUUAUUGUGACUAUGAAGGAGAUAUGGACAUGAUAUUAGACAGUGUGAUGUGUGCCACAGUAGAUGAUGAAACUCGCUUUAGGAAAAUAUUGAAAGAUUUAAUUCAAGCUAAGGAGAUUCCAGCUUAUAAAGCAUUUACUAAGGAAAAGAAAACUGCACAGACUCAGAGGAAAAAGAAGGCUACUAAAGAGGCCAAAGAAGCUGAAGCAGCAGCUGCUGAACUUGGGGUCAAUGGAAUGGACUCACUUCAGGCCCUAAUACAAAGUAAACAAAAUUCAAGACAACAAGGCAUGGAUGACUUUUUCUCACAAUUCAAUAAGAUGAUGUUGGUGCAUACAGUAAUAGUCCUGUUUGGGAUGUGGGCUGUGGCACAUGCAGGAGGUCUUGGCGAUUGGGCGGAGAACAGAGGUGUAAAAGUGCCUAAACGUGGUAGGGUUGAGCCUCACCCUGACUUCAAGGGGUGCAGGAUAUCCGAAGGCCGAUACAAAGUAGCUGAAGUCCCUGGUAAACCAAAUGAAAUUGAUGAAUGCGUUUACUAUGAAUGUUUGGGUAAUGAAUGGAAACGAAAAGUGUGUCAGGACAAGUUGGGCGUAUUAGAGGAUCGGUUUAACGAAGAGGGCAGAACGAAUAGCUUCCCAUGUGUGAAGCCAUCGAAUAAAUGUUUAUCAACUCUGUCAGAAAGAGGAGUGGCUUCUGUAUAUGGCAGUAUUGUCAGAGACUUUCUCUACUUCAACACCUACAAUAGUGCGAGGAUGGUACGAAAGGCAAUUGAUGAAAUGCCACUUGAUGCUAAACCAUGUGCUACCCACACAUUUGAAGCUCUUCGUCAUGCAAGAGAGGUUCAUUUGACUGAAGAAAAUGGAAGACGUAAUAAAGGCGCAGAUAUACGUGAUUGUGCUGUAUUGUUGAUGACUGAUGGAUAUACUCAUCCUCAAAUCAAGAAAUCUGAGACUAUUCGAGAAGCUAAUAACAUACGCAAAAUAUGUGCUUUAAUUCUGGUUACUUUGCCAAAUAGUCCAGAAGAAGAAAAGGAAAUGUCUGAGAAACAAAGAGAGAAAUUGCGUGAAGAGGAGUUUUCAAAGAUACAACCGGACAAAGAGAUGAGGAUUGACCUUACGUCAUUUGAUGAACUGGAAGAAAACAUCAAUAACAUUGCAAGAAAGACGUGUCAGCCUGUUAACCGCGUUUAG
This is a messenger RNA of Owenia fusiformis, 1693 nucleotides long. NCBI's taxonomy places the organism in Eukaryota, Metazoa, Annelida, Polychaeta, Sabellida, Oweniidae. The record is from the annotation of a GenBank genome assembly.